GAUACUACACUACAGACACUGCGCAAGGCGGGAAGAAGAAAUAUUACAGAAUCGUUUUCGGGAGCUUCAGCAUAUUUAUUUUACAAAAGCUGCAGACACUGCCCCAAGUAAAUCUGUAUUACAAAGGAUGUAAUAUUUACGGAAAAUGAAACCUGGUUUUGUGUCUCAUGAUGCAAAUGUUAAGUCAAAAGCUGCAGGUAUCCAUGAAAAAACAGAAAAAAACAAAGGGACAGUAAAAAAUACAGAAAGAGUUGCUGAGUAUUCAGAAGCAAAAUCCAAACCGUUUGCUGGAAAAGUGUUUUAUUUAGAUCUUCCAUAUAAAAAAACAGCAGAAGCACUGGAGAAAGAUAUUCAGGGGUUUGGUGGGACAAUAGAAAGGUUCUUUAGCAAGGACAUCCGCUACCUCGUUUCUAACAAAAAGGAGGCAAGAUUUGCACAGUCCCUUGGACGAAACUCCCCUGUACCGAGCCCAGAUUCUGCUAACAAUGCAGGUAACAGUUCUCCUCAUCCCAGCAGUCGAAGAGGCAGCCAUAAAGGGAGCUCCCAUAGUGCUGUGGACACGGCACUAACUAGUAGAGGAAAAUCGUUGGUGAAAAAAGUAAUUAAGGAACAGGAACUGAUUCCAGCCAAUAGAAUCUUGUCAAAUGCCCUGGCCUGGGGAGUCAAAAUACUGUAUAUCGAUGAUAUAAAAUUGUAUAUUGAAAAAAAGAAAAAAGAGCUCCCUACACUCUACAAGGAUCCUGUUCGCACAGAGACGGCCAAGAAAACCCCUGUGGAAAAACCUGCUGCUAGCAAAGUAAAAGCUGGAAGACUAACACAGCCAUUUUUAAAGGUUGAAGAUAGAAGUAGGCACUACAGGCCAAUAUACCAAUUGCUGCCUAAUUUACCAGAGAUCAACUUCAGCAACUCAGUUCCUUGUUGUCCUUUUGAUUUGGAGAAAAAAAGCAAGGAAGGUGACAGAAAAGAUCAACAUGACAGCAAAAGCAACAAAAUGGCGAAGGAUCAAGACUGCGGUAUGAAAUUAAAGGCCAAGGUCAAAAUCAAAGCUCAGGACCUGAAAGUAAAAAAGAAGAAAGGCUUCUGUGAAUGUUGUGUGUUGAAAUAUGAAGAUAUGAAUGAUCAUAUUAAAAGUGAGCGUCACAAGGCAUUUUCAACAAGCAAAGAGUAUGAAGUUGUGGAUAAAGUGAUCUCCCAGUUCGUCUGUGAUUUUGUUGAAUUCAAAAAGCCAAAGAAAAGGGUGAAGUGCAGUUUGGGUGCUUCUGUUCAGACUCCAACAGCUGGGAUAAAUAAUGAUGGAAGGCAAGAAAUCAUCACUGGAUUUGCAAAAAGUAAAGGGAGGCAUAAUUCAUUAACUCAUGAAGAUUUUUGCUGUGAAGACACAGCAGGUGCAUCAACUUUGUGGAAUCCUACUGCUGAAUCUGUUACUUGCACUGCAGACAGCACUGUACAUGCAACAAGUAACGGUCACUCAUGUGAUUCAAGCAUUCUUAUAAGGAUGAUUCCUGAAAAAAACAUUCCUGACACGCAAAUAUCUGCGCAGUUUCACAAUCCUAGCCGGAGCAAUCUGUUGACUAAAAAUCAGUUGAACACCCCAAAACGAGAAACAAAUAACUUGAUUUCAAAACGGCAGGAUACUGCAAAUUUUCAAACUGAAAAAGAAACAGUAUUGAAUUGUGGAUCAGCUUAUGUUGGAAAAUUCUCAGAAGCCCAUGUACGCCUUUGUAGGACAGAUGUUGCUUUUAGUUUAAAUAAACAAACUAGGAAAAGAAGUGCAUGUGAAAGCAGUCCAAAACAAAAGCAUAAGCAGAAUAUUUCUCAAAAUGAAACCAAAUACCUCAAAAUGUCUACAACUGGUCUUCCUGAUACAGAGUCUGUGGAAAGAAAAAUGCAAAAUGAGCUGUUCAUUCAGAGUGCUGGAGAUCCAGUUCAAGAAGCUGUUGUGGAAGAACAGUCAACAGAUAUUGGUUGCAGCCCUAGUAGAACACGUUCUUCACCUUCUGUAAAAUUACAAAGGAAAGUCAAAGUACUCAAAAGAACUAAAAAGAGAAAUGAGAAACAAACACAACACGUGUUCAGCGAACAGAAAAAGGAGGAUCUGCUGAGGCAGAACGCAUGUAUGUUGAGUCCUGCCACUGAAGAUUUGUGGCAGCUAUUCAAAACCAGUGAAGAUAUGGACUAUGAGUUUGCGGGUUUUUCGUUUUCUACUAAAUGUGAAAAAUCAUCUUCUGAAUCUGUCCCUGAUGAAUGGCAACCUAAGCAUGCACUCUUUUCACUAUUCACAGAUGCUGCUUCAUCAGCAUCAACAUUUCCAGGCUUCUAGAUUGUAACUAGAAAUAUAGUAUUACCUUAACAAGUACACUUUUCACAGUGUAACCUUCCCCUGUGUGGAAUGUGCUGAGCUGGAGUUGCCAUGGAUGCUAAAACUGCCAGUUUAUGCCCAUCGCUGUUUAUUUGUGAUAAAUUGGCAUUGGCUUUGUAUGUUUAGCGAUUUUUGUGCUGGAUUGAAAGGUAUAAUUUAAAAUCUCCAAGCAUAUAUUUAACUUGACAGUAUAAAAUUCUUAAGUUAUCCUUUUUUACUGGAUACAUCUUUUUAGCAUUUAUAUUGUAUCCUUUGUAAUUAAAUGUACACCUGCUGUGUGUGUGUGUGUGUAUAUAUAUAUAUA
Molecule: messenger RNA, 2663 nt
Organism: Polyodon spathula (Mississippi paddlefish)
Lineage: Eukaryota; Metazoa; Chordata; Actinopteri; Acipenseriformes; Polyodontidae
Gene: dbf4
Product: DBF4 zinc finger
Exons: 13
Coding region: 146-2320 (724 amino acids)
Biological process (GO): regulation of cell cycle phase transition; positive regulation of nuclear cell cycle DNA replication
Cellular component (GO): Dbf4-dependent protein kinase complex; nucleus
Molecular function (GO): nucleic acid binding; protein serine/threonine kinase activator activity; zinc ion binding
Source: RefSeq, a predicted model, not a curated record